CCGCGUCACCACGGGGGAGGGCCGCGGAGUCGCCGGCUGGAGACGAUUGGCGGAGGGAGCCGCCGCUCUCCUGCCUCCCCGCCGCGGUACCGUGGCUCGGGCUUCGCCUCAGCGGGAUGAGCCGCGCUUCCCCAUGGAGACCAAACGGGCCGAGAUCCCCAGCAGCGUCCUGGACGACCUGUGCAGCCGAUUUAUUUUGCACAUUCCAAGUGAAGAGAGAGAUAAUGCAAUCAGAGUGUGUUUUCAGAUUGAACUUGCCCAUUGGUUUUACUUGGAUUUCUAUAUGCAAAACACACCAGGAUUACCUCAGUGUGGGAUAAGAGACUUCGCUAAAGCUGUCUUCAAUCACUGCCCUUUUUUACUGCCUCAAGGUGAAGACGUACAAAAGGUUUUAGACGAGUGGAAAGAAUACAAAAUGGGAGUACCAACCUAUGGUGCAAUUAUCCUCGAUGAGACACUUGAAAGUGUUCUUUUGGUUCAGGGCUAUUUAGCAAAGUCUGGUUGGGGAUUUCCAAAAGGGAAAGUAAAUAAAGAAGAGGCUCCUCAGGACUGCGCUGCUAGAGAGGUGUUUGAAGAAACUGGGUUUGACAUAAAAGAUUAUAUCUGCAAAGAAGAAUACAUUGAGUUGCGAAUUAAUGAUCAAUUAGCACGCCUGUACAUCAUUCCAGGAGUUCCCAAGAACACAAAAUUCAACCCCAAAACCAGAAGGGAAAUUCGGAAUAUUGAGUGGUUUUCCAUUGACAAAUUACCAUGCCACAGAAAUGACAUGACCCCAAAGUCCAAGCUGGGUUUAGCACCUAACAAAUUUUUUAUGGCAAUUCCCUUCAUCAGACCAUUGAGGGAAUGGAUUUCCCGAAGGAAUGGAGAUUCCUCAGAUAGUGACAAUGGAUUUUCGUCUACAGGGAGCACACCCUCUAGGCCCAACUUGGAAAAAGCUAGAUCCAAACUUCGCUGCAGUCAGCAGGUGUUUACAGAUGGCUUUUCAGGAGAGCAGUGUGUGAAGCCAAAACAGCCACAGAAGCCAUGUAAUCAUACUGAGAUGGCUGAAGUUUUGAAAAUAAAGCAGAGUCAGAGCUUGAGGAGCAAUGGCAGAAAGCAGUAUCAAGACACUCCCAGCCAAAAGAAGCGAACAAAUGGGGUCCAUAGUCAACCAGUUAAGCCAAAUUCUACCUUGAAAUGUGAAAAAAGGCUUAAUCCAAGAAGACUUCAAGAUAACUUUGAAACAGCAGAUGCAGCAUAUGAGAUGUGUUGCUCCAGUGAAGAUCCACUGACAGAACAAGUAGAGAGACAAUCCGUGGCAUGCAAUGGCCAUUACAAAUUUGCUUUCUCAUCAAGAGCUUUCUUGAGUUUCAAGUUUGACCAUGAUGCCAUAAUGAAAAGUUUUGACCUCUGACAGCGAACUUACUAAGAACAAAAAUUAGACUUGCCUGUUGCAAUUGAGGGGGUUUUUUAUCCAGCCUUACUCUUUCUCAGGAGUUUUUUUGUUUUAUUUUGUUUGGGUUUAAAUGCAAUGCAGGGACUGACUGGUGGUUUGGAAGGGUUUGUUCUCUUUGUAGUAUGGGAGUGGCAUAGUCAACUGUUGCACUUUAAAUGCAGUAUAGCCUUUGUCCACGGAAGUACCUUUCCAGUGUUCAGUUCACUUGUUCCUAGCUGUGCAUUAAAGGGCAUUCUUUUAUUAUUUUUUCAUUGUUGUUAUUAAACUUGCCAAGUCUUUUGUAGAAUGUCACUGAUUUUAUUUUUUUUUAACUGUUAGAGUAUACCAGCUUGCUAAACUUCAACUGCUCUGAUGUAAAUUAUUGGACCCAUUAAGUCAUUUUUGUGUAGUACAUUGCAAUAUUACGGCAGUGGCAAUGAAACUAACUGAUUCUCAGAGGACUCCUUCGUCCUAGUGAUUUUGAAACCAAGUUGCACAUUUCAAACCCAGCCUCAGCCUGUCAUCCUUUCUCUGUCCCAGUGGCUUGCCUUGGACAAAUAACUUUCCUCCUUCACACUGAUAGCUUCUGAUGACUGGCAAUCAGUAGUAUUUGGAGCCAAAUGUAUAGCAUGUUGACUUCUUUUACUUACUCUGCCUCUGUCUUAAGUAAAGAUAUAUUCUUUACUAAAGUAAAGAAUGGCAGAACUUAGCCAUUCAAAGUGUCUGGCUUCAACUCUUAUGCACUGUCCCCAGCUGGGUAAGAAGUUGUGAAACUUCUUAUCCCAGUUGCAGCUACUUUAAAGAAAGCAAAGCUUAAGCUUUGUCUUUGAGAGGUUACUUGUGUAGAAUUUAUACUGAAUGUAAAUAAGCCUCUGUAGAUCUUGCUGAGGAGGAAGGCAGAUGCAUGGAUAAUAGACUCAUUGUGUGACACUAAAUGGCUUAAUCAGGCUUGCAAUAACUAUUCUAAGGGUGUCCAGUAUUGUAUUCUGUGCUCUUGUCCUCAGUUCUUGUGUAGUGUAUGCUCUGUAUAUAUCCAGUAGUAUUGAAUUGCACUGGCAGUUAGCAUUUAAAUGAUGUAGCCUGAGUUAUUUUCAGCUACAACACUCUCUUAGUUAAAAAUAUUAAAGACUGGGGGUAGGGGGGAGUGACACCCCAGAAUUGUGGUGACAAAUGGUUAAAUCACCUUCGUGAUCCAAGUUAAGGGGUUCUGAACAUGUGCUUUGCAGUUGAGAGAAAUGCACUGAAAUAAUUUGUCACUGCAGCUUGUGGUAGCAAGCACGUUGUCCCCCAUUUAGAAAUGGACUUUUCUCUAAAAUAACCAUGAGUAAUUAGUAACUUCAUAGGUUGAAUGAACUACGCCCUUGUCUCAUCGCAGUGUAUUAUUGCUCAUGCACUGUGUCUUUAUGCAACUUGUGUCAUCCAAAAACAAAAUCCUGGUCUUCCUUCAAACACCCUACUUCAUCUACCCUACCUAAUCUGUUACCUAGUGCUUUUCCUCAGAAAUAGCUUUAGGACUGUCUCCUGGUUUAUUUACUUGCCUGGCACCAGGUGGUUUGGGACUCUUAAUGCUGUAAUAAUCUUGGUGGUAGGAAUGCUGGACUUCUGUAUCAGUCAGGAGAAACAGACUGCAGCAUUUCCUCCUUCUGGAAGACAAGAGUCCUGAGGGCCUUGUCUUUCAAGACCAAAUGGUGAAAUAGCUCAAUCUAGCUUUGUCUCACUUUGUAAAAAGAAAAAAAGUAUCCAAAGGCUGUUCAAAACAGUAAAUGGCAAAAAGCAGUAAUUGAGAAGGUGGGAUAAUGCUGGAAGAGGUUAUGUUACUCAGCUUCAGGUGAAAACUAAUCUUUAGUUACUUCUUUAGUGCAAGUAGUUGAUUUCCCAGCAAAAGUGCCUUUACUCAUGGUGAGGCAGAAGUUUGUAUUCAUAACCUUAGGCUGCUACUGCCUGUGGAGUUAGUAAGACUCUCCUAAGGCAUGAUUAAAUAUCAGGCUGUGGAAAUCUUUAAUAAAUAAGUUGACUUUUCAGAUAAAUUAGUUAUUUUUCAUCUAGUGUUCUGUAAAUAAAGGGGAUGUUAAUGAAACAGUGAAUUUGGAGUUUCUGUCAACUAUUUGGGAAAUCAACUCCCAGACAGAGGAAAUCUGUUGAACAAAGCAAGCGUGUCCUAUAAAUAGGAGAGGCUGCCUGCCCUCUGUAUUCACUGGGUCAUUUUUUUUUUUCUCUUCUUAGUGAAAGAUUGGUUCAGUGUAAGAGAAAUUGGUUGCUUCAUUAAGCAACCCAAAGUGGGGUUUAUACAUAUGUCAUGAUUUUAGUAAAUCUAGCCUUAAUGUGAGUUGCAAAUAAAUGUGAUAAAUAUGCAAUAAAUUUUACUUUUUUUUGUA
Molecule: messenger RNA, 3789 nt
Organism: Strigops habroptila (Kakapo)
Lineage: Eukaryota; Metazoa; Chordata; Aves; Psittaciformes; Psittacidae
Gene: DCP2
Product: decapping mRNA 2
Exons: 11
Coding region: 134-1393 (419 amino acids)
Biological process (GO): deadenylation-dependent decapping of nuclear-transcribed mRNA; nuclear-transcribed mRNA catabolic process, nonsense-mediated decay
Cellular component (GO): cytoplasm; P-body
Molecular function (GO): 5'-(N(7)-methylguanosine 5'-triphospho)-[mRNA] hydrolase activity; manganese ion binding; RNA binding
Source: RefSeq, a predicted model, not a curated record